AUGGUAUGGAAAGAAGAAAGCAACUAUCCGGAAAGCCCUGAUAUUAUUCUAAAAGAUGAACAUCAAACAUUUAAAUUUCAUAUAAUUAAAGAAGGUGUAUAUCCACCAAAUCAUAAACUUAAAUAUACUCAGCACCCUGGAAAGUACCCUAUACCUCACAAUUAUGUUGUUCAAACUACAUAUUCAAAAAAAAAAUAUACUGUUGAAUGCUUAAUAGCUUAUAUUAAUAAUAAACCAUUAUACCAAAUAUACUUUGAAGAGUAUUUAGACAAGCUUGUAGAGUCGGAACAGUCAACUUCACAUGCUGCACAAUUAUAUUGUGAGGCUUUGGUUAAAAAUAUUUGA
Molecule: messenger RNA, 345 nt
Organism: Dentiscutata erythropus
Lineage: Eukaryota; Fungi; Glomeromycota; Glomeromycetes; Diversisporales; Gigasporaceae
Source: the annotation of a GenBank genome assembly